AUGGGGGGCUUAUACUACAAGGGGCUGUCGCUUCCAGCAGUUUGCCUGAGCCCGGAGGCCGGUUCUCCCGCUCUGGUGCCCAGAACAGCAAGCGUGGAAACUAGGUCUGCGUUACACACUGUCCGAGCGAGCAGUGACCAAAACAUACUGAACGGCGAUGACGAUGAUGAGCCUGUCCUUAUGGAGGUUAGGCAAAUCAAGUCGCAGGCCGCGGAGAACAUGCUUGAUCGCCUUCAGAAUACGGUAGCGGCAAACGUCAGCUUUGUCUCUCACGGCUUCACUGCCAUUGGUGAUAAGGUGAAGGAACUUAACGACACCCUUGGUGAGCUUCAGGCGCUGGGAAUCCAACAUGUUACCAGUCUUCCAGAGCUGGUUUUGGUUGGAGACCAGUCGGCUGGGAAAUCCAGUCUAAUGUCUAGUUUUUCCGGCAUCUAUCUGCCACGCAGUGAGGGAGCUUGUACCAGGUGCCCGGUCCACAUUCGGCUUUCUGGCUCACAUGGCGGGUCUUGGUCGUGCCGAAUAUCGCUACAACAGGACUACGAAUAUCGCCCGCCUGCUAACGUCACACGUGCCAGCCCGUUUGGGCCGUGGUUUGAGCAGCGCAGAGACAUCAAAGAGUUUGCCACGUUGGGUGAUCCAACUCGGAUUGAAGAAACUCUUCGAUGGGCCCAGAGAGCUACCUUGAAUCCUAGCAGAGACCACAGUCUGUACAAACCUGGGAUUGGCGAGAUUUGGAAACGCUGCCAGGGACUUGAUCUCGAGUCAAUUCAAAACGAAGCUGCCUUUAGUCCCAACACAGUUGCACUCGAUAUUUUGGCUCCUGGUCUGGCAGAUCUGAGCUUCUAUGAUCUUCCAGGGGUAUUUACAAGUGCGAAACAAGACGAAGAUCAGUACUUGGUAAAAGUCGUGGAAAACUUGACGGCAAAAUACAUUUCUCACCAACAAGCAAUCAUUCUUUGGGCGGUUCCAAUGAACGCCGACCCGGAAACGUCUUCCACCUUUUCUAUUAUACGAGCACAGAAUGCCCAAUCCCGGACAAUUGGUAUCAUGACAAAAGCCGACCUACUUCCUCCCGGUCCAAGUGCGCCGUCACAGUGGACGUCAAUGCUCCGUGGCGAGCAGCAUCGCAUUGGGCAUGGAUAUUUCAUGACCGCGCGCCCGGUAGUCACGCAAAAUCUAAUUCCUGACGAUAUGGUACCACAACGAGACCCUUCCCGACCUGCUGACGAUCUAGAACGCCAGGGUGCGUACGAAGAGGCUUUUUUCAACAAGCAGCUCCCUGGGCUGGCGAAUCAAGAGUGGCGCGAAUGCUUCAAGGAGUUUGAGGACAGAUGUGGCGUCAGCCGCCUCGUCGCUUUCAUGUCUCAGCAACUCGGUGCCGAAUUUGCAAAGUGGUGGGUUUAUGAACAACAUAGGCUGCGUCCUGCCAUAUUCCGGCUACUACCAAGAAGAUGUACCUUGUACAAGCUUGUUUCUGACUGUUUGCCUAUUAGUUUACCUCAGAUCAAGGAAAAGGUGACUUCAAAGCUACUGGAUGUAAACCGCGAACUGGCCAAGCUCCCCGAUAUACCAGAAAAUCCAGAGCUGGAGGUGCGCCGCAGUCUUGCAGAUUUUGCCAGCCGCAUAAAAACAACUUUGGAAGGUGCAUCAUUGUCGCCGUUGUGGGGGGACGUCGUCCAGCAAUUUCGACAUGAGAUAUUAGAUCUCAAACCGCGAUACAUCGUCAAGACCGAAAUCUCGCCACUAAAUAGACUCGAUACAAACGGCCGGAUCGACUUAACACAUGUCGACGACUCAAUAAGCUCAACACUAUCUCCAAGACUGUCGCACGACACAAGACGCCGUCGGUUAGAUGAAUACCUAGAGGGUCCGGAUCCUCAUGGUCCCAGCACACCAAGUAAACGACAACGGGGAGAGGGCCCGGUGAAAGCAGAGAUACCGUCAGAAUGCAGCUCUACUUCCAAACUCCGCGCUAAAUCCAGAUCGCUUCAGGAGGUGCGAGCGGUGAUCGCUUCUAGGAGCAAGCCAGGGAUGCCAGGAAUUGUCACCGAAGAUGUGUACAACUCGCUUUGCAUGGAAGCUGUGAGACCAUGGAGGGGCCCUCUUCAACAGCUUUUGGAUAGGACGUAUCGCCUUCUGGACAAUACGCUCCAUCAACUACUAUGCGAGGCUUUCAGUAACUUGCGGGAACGGCUUGUCUUCAAGAAGGCAGCUUCAAUUUUGAAGAAGUAUAUUGUUGACCAAUUUCAUUCCGUGAAGGACGUGUUGUUGAAAAACUAUGCGCUCGAGACCCGAAAAUUUUACACGUUAGACAAAGAUAGCCUCGCUAGACACGAGCACGCCGAGGCCAAAAUUUUGGCACGACACCGACACUACUAUCGGAUGGUUGCGUACCUUGGAGACAAAGCAUCUGACCGAUCACCACCUCGGCCAUGGGAGCUGAUGGCGGAAGAAGAACGAGCUCGUGAAGACGUCCGCAUGAAUCAAGAAGCUACAAAACUCGGCCCAGACCCGUUCAAGGCAGAGCUGAGUCCUCCCAAUCCUUUUGCGAUCUUAUGGAGGAAGACAAAACGACAAGCGAUAGACGAAACGGACUGA
This is a messenger RNA of Grosmannia clavigera kw1407, 2598 nucleotides long. RefSeq names its product dynamin family protein. The record is from RefSeq and is a predicted model, not a curated record. Gene Ontology annotation, molecular function: GTP binding; GTPase activity; microtubule binding. Gene Ontology annotation, cellular component: membrane; cytoplasm; microtubule. The transcript is spliced from 3 exons. The coding region runs from base 1 to 2598 and encodes 865 amino acids. NCBI's taxonomy places the organism in Eukaryota, Fungi, Ascomycota, Sordariomycetes, Ophiostomatales, Ophiostomataceae.